AAAGACUAGGUCGCUUUGCGAUUCGUCAUUACCCAAAUAGCUCACAUCCGCAUUUGUCAUUGAAAAAGUCUCCAGUAAAACACACCUGCAGAGCAGUCUUCUUCGGUUUAUUUGAUCCCGGACUUGGAAAGGUUACAACCGACGUCUUUAUUCUUUUUGCAUCUGACACACACAUCCCAAAAUGAAGACCACAACAUCUGGUCGAGCAUUUGCAAAGAAUAUCUUUGACUUAUUUUCGACACUAAUGAUUUCGCUACCGAUCGAAAACCACAAAAUUUUUUUAAAAAGCUAUCCGAACAGUUUUUUGGCUGAAGAUGCUAUUUCCAACCUUGGUGGCCUUCAAUUCAUCCAAACUAACCAUGACGCAGACCCUAGGGACCCCACCAGGAUCAUUACACGGGUGGUUACAACCCAGUUUUCAUUAUCACGUGAUAUGGCAAAGAACCUCUGCCAGACAUUUAUGGACGCACGUCUCUUUGAGAGCGCAUCGGACCCUAGUAAGCGAGAAUUUCAGAACAAAGGCGUUUAUCAAGUCACAGGGAAGGGUGGACAUAUCAUUGAGAAGUUUGUACGCCGCAAUGGAUUAUCUAUAGAAGAUACUCGUCACAUCACGGCAAAUGCAACUCCACGCAUUCUGAUUUUAGAACGUGCGGAAGACGAAGACGCAAUUGUUUUAAAUCAAAAAUCUGUCGAUACUAUUUUUAAACGGUUCGCAGGCUCACGGCCAAAUGUUAUGUCAGAUAGCUCAGGGGAGCCAUCUACGUUAACUUCAAGUUCUAGUAGAGACAGAAUGCAAGCGAGCAUUAAUCGAUGCAAUGGAAUUGAGGUGAAAGACCAACAACAUAAUUAUGACAUAUAUAAGCAUACCUUCAAUGGAAAAGCUGCCGUUGACUGGAUUUUGGAUUAUACAACAGUUAUUAGUAAGGAGGAAGCGAUCUGCAUUGCACAGGAGAUGGUUUCAGCUCAAUACAUUGAACAAGUAGGAGACGAGAGCCGGAAUGGACAUCCAUUAUUUAAGGCAGGGAAUUCGGCACUGUACCAUUUCACUGAGCUAGGAAGAGCUGUUUUAGGCUGGGAAAGCCUUAUUCACAACCGUGGAAGCAGCGUCAAUGGAAGUUGGAUGGAUGGUCGAAGGCAUACCGGCAUCAAAUUGGGUCGGUCCGGCCCAGAACUACUUCUCUCUACACAGUUUAAGCUUACCUCCAACAAUGUCUCAAGGCUUCCUAUCUCAGUGAUGCAGGAAAAGCGUCGUUCUGCAGACGAGCACAGCCUUGGAAGCUCAACUCGUUACAGCGACGAUGCAACGACAACAAAUGGGUCUCUCUACCGUCUAUCUCAACUCAUAAAUGACCCGGCCUCCCAAUUAUUAGCUGAUACAGUAUCCUCCUAUGCGCCAUCAUCUUCUAGCAAAGAUUCCUUGAGCCAGCGUGAAGGCAUUUCUACGAAUGGAGGAAGUUCUACUACAGCGCUAGGCUCAUCAGCGCAGUCGACAACUUCAAAUACGACAAGGCUAAACCUGAUCUUGUCCAAUUUGACACUACGUGAAAUGUUCAAGGGCUUUUUAAAGCAGAGUCUUUGUGAGGAGAAUCUGUCAUUCUACAUGGAGGUUUUGGACUACAAGGACAAAUUUAACACCCUCAUCAACUCUUCGCAAGCUUACUUACAUCCAGGUUCUGAGGAGGUCGGAGCUGGUCGCUCAGCUCCAGAAGGAGCGGCCUCUCUAACAGGUGCAGGUGGCCUUAUUUUGGAUGCUCUACAUCCACUGUCUUUGCGUGAACUAGAGAAACAGAUUUGCACGCAAGCGUUUGCCAUCCACGAAACCUACUUGGUAUCUGGAGCCCCUCGUGAGCUAAAUUUACCUCAUCAGAUGAGGCAGGAUAUUACUGCCUAUAUGCAAGCGGUUGUUCGAAAUAUGAAUGCACAUCCUCUCCCGGCAUCUACAGCACCCUCGCCAAGCGGCAAUCAUAGAUCUCCGCCUAACUCUAGUUCACCAUAUACAUCAUCAGCUGCCCAUGACCAACAUAAUAGUGAUAAUGAGAGUCGGGGAAAUAGUGCACCACAGCGGGAGCUGAUCCAUAUUUCGCUCUUUGAUCGAAUACAUGAUCACAUUUUCAGACUUAUGUCAACAGAUUCUGUUCCCAAGUUCACAAAGACGGAUAAGUACCGAGAAGCGAUGAUGAAUCGCGUCCGGCAAAAGGACAAUAUGAGCAAUGGUAGUAGUCACAGUAUUGUCAAUGCUAUUGGCACUAUGUCAAUCAGCACUAACGGCUUUAACGGGGCGAAACCACCUUCAGUGGGAACGCCAAGGCUCGAGCGAACUGAGCGGGGAGCUACACCCAGCGCAUAGCACUUGCGAGAUGAGGACAUAUUUAACAGCAUUGGUAGAGAGUAGGAAAUGGGACUAUUUUCUGGCAUGACGACAGAUGGCGCCUAUUCGAACGAGCUUUAAAAGAUAGGCUUUCAUUGCAUCAAAAUAUACGUUUUAGACACAAUAAUUGUCCAAAAGAAAGAAGUAAAUAAAAAAAAGCAGAGGAUCCCUGGU
Messenger RNA from Lobosporangium transversale, 2542 nucleotides. RefSeq lists its product as hypothetical. The transcript is spliced from 3 exons. The record is from RefSeq and is a predicted model, not a curated record. NCBI's taxonomy places the organism in Eukaryota, Fungi, Mortierellomycota, Mortierellomycetes, Mortierellales, Mortierellaceae. Gene Ontology annotation, biological process: intracellular signal transduction. The coding region runs from base 182 to 2347 and encodes 721 amino acids.